This is a messenger RNA of Sparassis crispa, 489 nucleotides long. RefSeq lists its product as hypothetical. NCBI's taxonomy places the organism in Eukaryota, Fungi, Basidiomycota, Agaricomycetes, Polyporales, Sparassidaceae. The coding region runs from base 1 to 489 and encodes 162 amino acids. The record is from RefSeq and is a predicted model, not a curated record. The transcript is spliced from 2 exons.
AUGUCACCGACAAGAGCACACCUGCAAGCUUCUGCAGAGGCUCUCUGUUCUGCCUUUGCGGCGAAAGCAGACUUGGAAACCCUUCUUUCUCACUUCUCGACCACUCAUCAGGUAUCUGCGGUCGAGUAUGGUCUGCCGCUGCUCGCCCCCUUCCUGGGGCGACGCUUCACAGGUCUCGGCGGUCCUGAGUCCAUCUCUACUUAUUUCUCGCUUCUCACACAAUAUCUUACCUAUGAAGACAUGAGCUUCGGGGAGUGGGUCGUUGACACAGAGGCGCGGAAGGUGUGUGUCAAGGGCCGCGCCAAAUUCACAUGGACCGAGGGUGCUGGUAAGGGCCAGUCCUGGGAUGAGCGGUUCGUCUACGUGUUGGACUUUGACCAAGAAGGCAAAGUCACCGACUACCAAGUCUGGGCGGACUCAGGCGCAGCCUAUCUGGCCAGACGCGGUGAAUUGGCAGACAAAGCCCAGGAGUUUCAGAUGUCCUAUUAA